AUGUUAAUAACAGAGAAUCAAGGUGAAGUUUCAAAUGUGCGGGAGAAUGGCGUGUCCGGAGGCAUCGGACUGGGUGAGAGUCGCUUUAGGACUAAUACAUUUGCUAUGGAUACACCGGUCAUGUCCAUCACCUCUGUUGACGAAAAUGAAUAUGAAUGUGAGGUGUCAGAAGAAGACAAUAACGAGGAGAGUGAAGUGGAUUACACACGAAACUAUUGGGAGGAUGAGGACGAUAUCUACCAGGAGUUCGACGAGUUGGACUUCGAUUCGCUGCCGGAUCGCUCGGACACACAGAGCAUUGCCUCAGACGAUUCUUUCUAUCCCCCAGAUAAUUCAGCUGGGUCAGACGUUUACCGCUCACUGAGUCCUGACAGCCCCGAGCCCAUUUCCUUCUUUAAAGCCUGCUGCAACAACAGCGUCAUCAUUGUCAAGAUUAUGAUCAGACAAGGAGUGACCGAAGAGGAAGUGAAAGAGACGGAUCGGAACGGAAGAUCUGGUCUGAUUGUGGCGUGUUACCAUGGCUACGUGGACGUGGUCAUCGCCCUCUCUCGGUGCCCGUAUCUUGAUAUUAACUGGCAGGACAACGAGGGCAACACCGCUUUUAUUACUGCAGCACAAGCAGGUCAUUCGUACAUCUCAAACUACCUGCUCAACUACUUCCCUGGGAUGGACAUGGAGAGGAGGAACUGUCACGGUUUCACAGCGCUGAUGAAGGCUGCCAUGCAGGGUCGGGCCGAGUGUGUCAGGUCCCUCAUGCUGUCUGGAGGUGAUAUUCAGGCCCGGGACAGUAGCCGCCAUAUGACGCCCAGGGAGUGGGCUCUCUUCACUGGUCGAUACGAGACUGCCAACCUAAUGUAUCGGCUGAUGUCAAAGCCCUGUGCCGAGCAGUUCUGUGACACCUUCUCCCAGGAGUGGCCCAUGUUGGAGGAGCUGGUGGCCCGGGCCCAGGAGCCAAAGUCCUGCUGGAGGCAUUUGAUCAACUUCUUUUCCUGCUGCCCUUAUAGGUUUUACAUGACCAAUAGGGUAGACCCUGUCGAUGAUGGCGUUCUUGAGCACAUGGUCCAGAUCACCACCUGUAUCUCCUAUCCAGUCAUUGCCACGGCUUGCCGCACGGUGUGUCCAGGCAGCCCACCGUGCAUCGGGAAGCGUCGUCAGGCCGUGCAGGAGAUCCUGAGGAGGCAGCGGAUAUCUGAGCUGAAGAGCAUGGGCCCGGACAGAUUGAACCACUACAAGAGGUUUUUUCAGAACUCACGUGUCCUCCUUAUCCCCAAGGUGACGGAUCGGAGAGCCAGCCUGCAGCCUCAGCUGCUGUGCGACGUGGCCACAGUGGCCAUUAGACGAGCAAGCCUCCUGCCUCUGAAUAUGCUGAGGAGAAACAGCGUGCGGCCAGGCAUCGUGGUGCCUAAAGUUAGGCUCUGCAAAGCCCCGGCUCCGAUCUUCAUACCAGAAAGACUCAAACGGAGCCGUAACCACAACGAGCUCCAGAUCCCCAAGUGGAACUACAAGAUGAAGAAAAUAGAGAGGAGGCAGGAGGAGGAGAGGCUAAGACUGCCACCUCAGAUAAGGAGGAGAUGA
This is a messenger RNA of Cottoperca gobio, 1575 nucleotides long. RefSeq names its product ankyrin repeat domain 33Bb (gene ankrd33bb). Bases 1 to 1575 code for a protein of 524 amino acids. The record is from RefSeq and is a predicted model, not a curated record. Gene Ontology annotation, molecular function: protein binding. Lineage: Eukaryota; Metazoa; Chordata; Actinopteri; Perciformes; Bovichtidae. The transcript has 5 exons.